AUGCAGUUGGCCUUUUCUGGCCCUCAUGAAGACUCUUCGAUGCCAGCGAGUGCAAGCGAUCUCGAAAUUUCUCGAAACCCCUUCAAGCUGGUGAAUAACUGGAUCCGCAAGACGUACUGUCCUAUCCAGGAGCCUCCUCUCGUCCUGCCGAGUUGCCCUACCGAUGACGAGAAGCUGUCUUAUCUGCAUACCAAUCGCAUUCCCUUGUAUAUCUUUGGCAUCUUCUCCUUCCUCUCUCUGGGGGCGGGCAUGUGGCUUUUCUCCCUCUGCGCCGCUCCUUUCUACUGGUACGGCGUAUUUGUUGCCUUUCUCAACAUCUACCUCCUCAUCAGCUACUGGGUCGGCAUCGUCGGCAAGGACUGGGACUACAAGGCGCACCAGCAACGCACCAAACAGUACCCCAUAACCGAAGAGACUGCACCAAGCAUUGACAUCUUCCUACCUGUCUGCGCCGAAGAGCUCGAGAUUCUCGACAACACCUGGCGCCACGUCAUGCAGCUCGACUGGCCUGCGAGCAAGAUCAAAGUGCACGUCCUUGACGACGGCGCAAAAGACACAGUACGCAAUUUGGCAGAGCAGUACGGCUUCAACUACAUCGUCCGAGACGACCGACCCCGCUUGAAGAAAGCAGGCAAUCUUCGAUGGGCAUUUACUAGAACCGAUGGAGAUUUCUUCGUCAUCUUUGAUGCGGACUUCUGCCCUCGGCCAGACUUGCUUCGCGAGCUGAUUGUCGAGCACCUCGACGACGAUAAGACUGCCAUCGUGCAGAGUCCCCAGUUCUUCCGCGUCACGGACGAGCAGACGUGGGUUGAGCAGGGUGCCGGAGCCACGCAGGAACUCUUCUACCGCGUGGUGCAGGUCAACCGAAACCGCUGGGGCGCCAGUAUCUGCGUCGGCAGCAAUGCCAUGUACCGACGAGCCGCGCUGGAGGAAGUGGGCGGUACGGCCGAGAUUGGGUUUUCUGAGGAUGUGCACACUGGCUUCGGUGCCGUCGAUAGGGGCUGGAAAGUCCGCUACAUCCCUCUCUGCCUUGCUACUGGUGUCUGCCCGCCUACACCGAGAUCCUUCUUCUCGCAGCAGAUGAGAUGGGCUCGUGGCAGCACCACUCUCCUCACCAACGGACACUUCUGGGUGUCCAACUUGACUUUGGUGCAGAAACUCUGCUACUUAUGCGGCUUCCUUUACUACUCGGCUGUGUCUCUCGGCAUCUUCAUCUCACCGAUCCCAGGCAUUCUGCUCCUGUGGUUCCGUCCCGAGUGGUUCAAGUACUACAACCUCGCUUUCGCGAUCCCCUCGAUCCUCUACGGCCUGCUCGUCUUCCGCUUCUGGGCCAAGGCCUCCUACGGCAUGAACGUGCAGCACGUCAUGUUGAUCCAGUCGUAUGCCUACCUGACCGCCAUCAAGGACCGGCUCUUCGGGAUCGAGCUCCUGUGGGCUGCAUCUGGCGACACGAAGGCCCACAAGAGCAACAAGUACCGCAACAUGCGGAUUCUGUGCUGGAUCUGGACGAUCCUCAUCCUGGGCGGCAUGUUCAGUGCCGUCACCUACAGACUUUUGCAUGGAUUUCCGUGGUACAACCCACUUCCGCUCAUUGUGCUCAACCUUUACAACUUCUAUGUCUCGCAUCGGUUUCUGUUUUGCAACUGGUAA
Cryphonectria parasitica EP155 is the source of this 1650-nucleotide messenger RNA. Its product is annotated as family 2 glycosyltransferase. The coding region runs from base 1 to 1650 and encodes 549 amino acids. The record is from RefSeq and is a predicted model, not a curated record. The transcript has 4 exons. Lineage: Eukaryota; Fungi; Ascomycota; Sordariomycetes; Diaporthales; Cryphonectriaceae.